AUGGACCAGUCCAUGCAGGAUAAUACCGAACGACCAGCCAAAAGACCAUGUCUAUCAUACACCCCUGCUGAUGAGGGAGAAGCUCUUCCCGACUUUGAUUUAUCAGCUGCACGCGCCCAGAAUGACUCGCGGCUCAAAUCUUUGUUUGAGGGAAUUUUCGCGAAAUAUAGUCACGACUUCACCGAUGUGGGUGAUGAGAUUGACCUGGCGACGGGGGAUAUCGUGGUAGACAAUGGACAUCUCCUCGGCCUGCGAGCCGAGGAUGACAAUGGCAAGGAGCCGCGAUCAUGGCUCCUGCCGGCUGGCUCCGACAAUUCUGAAGACAUGGAUGGCCCUGACGGCGACGACACGAAGGGAGAGGAAUUUUUUUCAUUGCCAGCCUCUCCCCGUGAUCGUUCCCCGGCUGCUUUCCAUGAAUCGUCGCCAUCAAUUGAACAAAACACAACCGCGGAUACAUCUCUGGACUUUGUAUUUACUUUCAAAGCAUCUGGAGCUACUGGACUCAGUCCUACUACCAAGGAGGGACAUAUCUCCCGUCCUACGAACCCUAUCGCAGUUUCCAAACCACAAGAUCCACUCUGGGAAGUCCCGGAUUUACCACAAUCCUUUUCAACCCCCACUGCCGAGACCCGGAAAACAAAUGUAUUCCUCCCAUCCGCCAGGUCUCCGUCUCCGCCUGGAAGCGGCUCCGUCUGGGCUGUCCGCCAACCUGGCAGACCUCGGACAGAGGCCAAACCCAAGGCCACGCCGAGUAAGCGUCGGCUAGCUGCGAAGCGUAAUUACAACUCAAGUCCUUUGACGCGCGACUGGUCUUUUGCGGAGAUACCAGACGGCAAUGAAUCAGACGACCCGUUGCAGGACUGUGAGCCAUCACUGACGCCAUCGAAACUGAGGAUCAUCCGGGGAAAGCACAAGGUGCCGACCAAAGAUCACGAUGGUCCAUCAACUCCGCACGAGCAACGCCUUAUGAAACAGCCAGACCUCGUCGUUGAGGAAGACCAUGACGAUUGCGAAGGAGGGAACGCCACAACGAACUAUCAAGAGUAUGACGCGUCUAUCAAUGAAAAGGACGACACACCCGAAGUCAACGCACCAAACGAUAUGCCGCUUGGUUCCAUGUUCCAGAACAACUUGACACCAAAGGCCAGCAUCGAGGCUUAUUCCCCACAACCCUCAGAAAGUACACCAAGCAAGAAACAGCUCAUCACUCCCGAUGAGGGGAAAUUGAUCGUGUGUAUGAUGCACAAAGACGGGAAGAAGGCGAAUGAUGUGCUACCCAUGUUACCGGGUCGCGAUUACCAAGGGGUUUGGCAUUGGUUCUACUAUCACUGGACCCGCCGUCUGGCUAACCCGCCUCCCCUCUCUGCGGCUUGGUCGGAGCCUGAGCUAGCAUCUUUGUCCCGUCUCAGCAUCCAAUCGGGUCUUACCUGGGCUCAGAUACAACAUGAGUUCAAGGGCCGAACUCGACAUGAGGUUGAAUUUGAACUGCUACGUGCUUUCGUCGGGGAAGGCUUUUCCUCUACAACUGCCGUAGAGAUAGAAGAACCUAUGGAAUCAAAAGUGCAUGAGGAGAAAGAGUACGAAGAGUCGUCGGACGAUAGUAUAAAGGAGGAGUCGGAAUCUGACACAUUCGAGGAAGUCGACGAGGAAGAAAAUGGCACAUCCUCGCCCAAAGACACCCAGGAAGAGCAUGGCAUUCAAGAGGGUAAUACCAGGACUGACAGUAAGGCAUCUAAUCCCAACGAUUUUUUGGGCAUUUUUAUAAAUUCUUAUAAAUGA
Penicillium paradoxum is the source of this 1779-nucleotide messenger RNA. RefSeq names its product Myb-like DNA-binding domain protein. Gene Ontology annotation, cellular component: nucleus. NCBI's taxonomy places the organism in Eukaryota, Fungi, Ascomycota, Eurotiomycetes, Eurotiales, Aspergillaceae. The transcript has a single exon. The coding region runs from base 1 to 1779 and encodes 592 amino acids. The record is from RefSeq and is a predicted model, not a curated record. Gene Ontology annotation, molecular function: histone binding; protein heterodimerization activity.